This is a messenger RNA of Drosophila erecta, 5815 nucleotides long. It is a transcript of the gene DIP2, whose product is annotated as disco-interacting protein 2. Lineage: Eukaryota; Metazoa; Arthropoda; Insecta; Diptera; Drosophilidae. The record is from RefSeq and is a predicted model, not a curated record. Bases 361 to 5679 code for a protein of 1772 amino acids. The transcript has 16 exons.
AUGAAAAAGGCCACGGCUGUUGGGGCAGAAGAAAUAGUUAUCAAUUUUUCGCUAGUUCAUAAAAUCGAUUUGUACUGCUAUUUUUCUUUGUUUACUUUCAUUGUGCAAAUUCGUAAAAGACAUUCAUAAUUAUCGUGUUUUCCUACUCACCAAAGUACUGGUGCUGCGCAAGUACGGAUGUAUUUAUAUGCGUCGGCAAAAUGUGAAAUAAAAUAAAUGGCAAAUCGAUCGAUUUUUGACAACGAAGUGGGAAAGUAGCGGUGUCUGGGUGUGUUUGUGCACUGCGACCAACCAAAAUUUAGACGAGUCCUCUAAGUAAGAGGACAGAAUAAAACCCUGUAGCUACUCUUCUCUUCUGCCAUGGAGCACACUGCCUCGCUGCCUGGCUACGUUCGCGAGAAGCUCGCCGAACUGGACUUGGAGCUGUCGGAAGGUGACAUUACGCAGAAAGGCUACGAAAAGAAAAGGGCGAAGCUGCUGCAGCCGUUCCUAAAGAAGCAAGAAGGCGACAAAGUGAAAAGUACACCGCCACCGCCAUACUACAACGUUAAAAAUGCCAACAACAGCAACAACCACGGAAACAUCAAUAACGACGGCGUCAUUGUGUCCAGCGAGGGCUACAGCUAUGUGACGGAGGUGCCCUCCCUGUCCUCCUCUCAGCAAAGACAUUCCAAAAAAAUCGACUUCCAUCAGCAAUCCGCCAUGGGGUCGUCAUCGACACCUCAGAGCGGAAAUGUUGCAGCUCCCGGCUACGAAAAUAUGCGACCGCAGGGUGGAGCAGUCGGCGAUCCCGGAUAUCAGAACACUCGCGAGCCAAGUGCUUUUCAGAAUCAGCAGUCCAAUAAUAGUCAGCAUCGUCAACGACGCACACAGCGCAAAGUGACGCACAAUGAGAAACGCUAUCAUUCUGAAGUACGACAAGAGGCCGUGCAACAGGCCCUUGCAGCUCUCAAGGGACGGCCAAAACCCAGCCUUCCAAUGCCAUCGAAGCGCACAUCUGUAUUAAACCGAAGCCCUGGAUGCAAUGAUGAGCUGGACUCAUCGACGGAUGACGAAUCCAUACCCGAGGAAACAAUUUCGCCCGACAAGGAGUACAAUUAUCCGCGGGAUCAUAUAAGCAAUAGCAUACUGCCACCCGAACCGAUAAUUAAACCCCCCAUUCGUGAAUCAUCGAUGGGUUCACAACAGCAUGCGCGGCCUGAUGUAAAGCAGAACCAAAUUCCAAAUCAGAAAUAUACGGCACCGAAUAGCGCUCCAGAAAGGCGUCCUCCGCAAAACUUACCUCCACUUCCAACUUCAGAAUCUUUAAGCGCCGACUGUCCGCCAAUUGCAUACAAGCGAGAGAAUGACUUUUCGGACAAAGCGUUCAAACAAAAACAAUACAACGCUCCCGAUAUCACACAGUUUAAUAAUGCACAUCGUGCUGCAGAUCGAGUGACUCGAUAUGUUAAUGUUUCUCAAAAUGAACUGAACGAGGCAGAUGCCAAUGGCAAGUGGAAAGUGUCGGCUAAGAUUCAGCAACUUCUUAACACCCUUAAAAGACCCAAGCGUCGCCCACUACCGGAGUUCUAUGAGGACAACGACAUUGAACUGGAAAUUGCUGCCAAUACGAAGGAUCCCAAUGCUCCCAAGCCGGAAGGCAGCACAAUGACUCCUGUGCAAGGCGAGCAGCUAUCCAUACCUGCAGGCCUUCCAAGAACGCUCGAAUGCGCACUCCAACGAUAUGGCACAAACUCGUUUAAAAGUCCCAUGGCUACAGUGCUUGAUCCGAAUGGUAAAAUAACAACUACCUUGACAUAUGGCAAGCUACUUUCGCGCGCACAAAAGAUUGCCCAUGCCUUGUCCACAAAAAUAUUUAGCAAGGGUCCUGAGCAAGUAACACUUAAGCCCGGCGAUCGUGUUGCUUUGGUCUACCCUAAUAAUGACCCCUUAAGUUUCAUUACAGCCUGGUACGGUUGUAUGUUUCGGGGUUUGGUACCCCUUCCAAUAGAAUUGCCGCUGUCUAGCUCGGAUACACCUCCCCAGCAAGUGGGCUUUUUAUUGAGUUCUUGUGGCAUAACUGUAGCUCUUACCUCAGAAGCUUGCUUAAAAGGUCUUCCUAAAUCAACCACCACGGGGGAAAUAGCUAAAUUAAAGGGCUGGCCACGUUUGCAGUGGUUUGUGACUGAGCAUUUACCUAAGCCGCCUAAAGAAUUCAAUGUUGGCAAUUUACGGGUCGACGAUUCGGCUGCAGCUUAUAUAGAAUACACGACAGAUAAGGAAGGCAGUGUUAUGGGUGUCACUGUUACUCGCGCAGCGAUGAUCAAUCAUUGCCGUGCUUUGACUAUGGCCUGCCAUUAUACCGAAGGCGAAACAAUUGUGUGUGUCCUGGAUUUCAAGCGUGAAGUUGGUUUAUGGCAUUCGGUCUUGACUUCCGUCUUGAAUGGUAUGCAUGUUAUUUUCAUACCAUACGCAUUGAUGAAACUGCGUCCAUCGAGCUGGAUGCAAUUAAUAACAAAACACCGAGCUUCUUGUUGCUUGGUUAAGAGCCGUGAUCUACAUUGGGGCCUACUCGCUACAAAAGAUCAUAAGGAUAUAUCGCUUUCCUCUCUACGUAUGUUGCUGGUAGCCGAUGGAGCCAACCCCUGGUCGUUAUCCUCAUGUGACCAGUUCUUGAGUGUUUUCCAAGCAAAAGGAUUACGCUCAGAUGCGAUUUGUCCAUGCGCCAGUAGCUCUGAAGUAUUUACUGUUUCCCUUCGGCGUCCUGGGCGGGGCUCUUGUGGAUUUAGUCCAUCAGCUACUGGACGUGGUGUGCUUUCAAUGGCAGCACUAUCACAUGGAGUUGUUCGCGUGGACAGUGAAGACUCAUUAACAUCACUCACUUUGCAAGACUGUGGUCAAGUUAUGCCAGCUGCACAAAUGGUGGUUGUUCGAUCGGAAGGACCCCCUGUGCUGUGCAAAACCGAUCAAGUCGGCGAAAUAUGCGUUACUAGCGGGUCCACGAGCGCCAGCUAUUUUGGUCUCGACGGAAUGACAAAUUCUACUUUUAAAGUUCAGCCUUUAUUGGAAGAAUUGGAACAACCAAAAGAUGGAAACGGCACGGUGAACAUUAUUUCCAAACCAAUUGGCGAAGACUUUUACGUUAGAUCAGGUCUACUGGGCUUCCUUGGCCCGGGUGGCUUGGUCUUUGUGUGCGGUUCCCGCGAUGGUCUUAUGACCGUUACCGGCAGAAAGCACAAUGCGGAUGACAUUAUUGCCACAGUAUUAGCAGUGGAGCCAAUGCGCUUUAUUUACCGAGGACGCAUUGCUGUAUUCAGCAUUAAAGUUUUGCGUGACGAACGCGUGUGCGUCAUUGCUGAGCAACGUCCGGACUGCUCUGAGGAAGAAAGUUUCCAAUGGAUGUCACGUGUUCUGCAAGCAGUAGACUCCAUUCAUCAAGUGGGAAUUUACUGCCUGGCACUGGUGCCACCGAAUCAUUUGCCCAAGACUCCUCUUGGGGGCAUACAUUUAUGCGAAGCACGACGAAGAUUUUUGGAGGGAUCCCUCCACCCAGCGAAUGUUUUAAUGUGCCCACACACUUGUGUUACCAAUCUACCAAAGCCACGGGAAUUACAUCAAGGUGUGCAAACUGCCGCAAAAUUAAGCUCAUCAUCUGGAUGUGGUAUUACAGACACGGGUGUAGGACCAGCCUCUGUGAUGGUUGGAAAUUUAGUUCAGGGCAAUCGCCUUGCUGAAGCCCAUGGACGGGAUGUUGGAUUAGCAGAAGAUUGCGAAAGAAAGCCUCAACUUAUAACCGGUGUGUUGCGUUGGCGAGCAAACACUUCGCCCGAUCAUAUAAUAUUUACACUGCUGAACUCUAAGGGUGCCAUCGCGAAAACACUGACAUGCUCUGAAUUACAUAAGCGGGCAGAAAAGAUAGCGGCAUUGUUACAGGAACGAGGAAGAAUUGAGCCAGGAGACCACGUUGCGCUAAUAUUUCCUCCAGGACUUGAUUUGCUGUGUGCAUUUUAUGGAUGCCUAUAUUUGGGUGCAAUACCAAUAACCAUUCGGCCUCCUCACCCACAAAAUUUAAAUACCACAUUACCCACUGUUCGGAUGAUUGUUGAUGUCUCUAAAAGUGGCAUUGUACUCUCCAUACAACCGAUUAUUAAGUUACUAAAAUCUCGGGAGGCCGCAACCUCCAUUGACCCAAAGACAUGGCCCCCUAUAUUAGAUAUUGAUGACAACCCAAAACGCAAAUAUGCUGGCAUAGCCACGGUCUCCUUUGACUCUAGCGCCUAUUUGGACUUUAGCGUAUCAACUUGUGGACGUCUUAGCGGUGUUAACAUUACGCAUCGAUCUCUCUCUAGUCUGUGCGCCAGUUUAAAAUUGGCUUGUGAGCUGUACCCUUCUAGACAUGUUGCUUUAUGUUUGGAUCCGUACUGCGGCCUUGGAUUUGUAAUGUGGACUCUUAUCGGAGUAUAUAGUGGCCACCAUUCUAUACUUAUCGCGCCCUACGAGGUCGAAGCAAAUCCCAGUUUAUGGCUGUCAACUCUUUCGCAACACCGCGUUCGCGACACUUUCUGUUCAUAUGGUGUAAUAGAGUUAUGUACUAAAGCCCUCAGCAAUUCUAUACCAUCCCUAAAGCAACGAAACAUAGAUUUGAGAUGUGUACGGACGUGUGUCGUGGUGGCAGAAGAGCGCCCUAGAGUGCAACUGACCCAGCAGUUCUGCAAGCUCUUUCAAGCCCUUGGACUGAAUACUCGCUGCGUGUCAACUUCGUUUGGAUGUCGUGUAAAUCCAGCCAUUUGUGUCCAAGGAGCUAGUUCUGCGGAAAGUGCUCAGGUGUACGUGGAUAUGAGAGCAUUGCGAAAUAACCGAGUCGCUUUGGUGGAGCGUGGAGCGCCAAAUUCGUUGUGUGUAAUUGAAUCGGGUAAACUUUUACCAGGAGUAAAAGUGAUAAUAGCUAAUCCCGAAACCAAGGGCCACUGUGGCGACUCGCAUUUGGGAGAAAUUUGGGUUCAAGCUCCUCACAACGCAAAUGGAUACUUUACAAUUUAUGGUGACGAAACUGACUACAAUGAUCACUUCAACGCAAAACUAGUAACUGGGGCCACCUCAGAGCUAUAUGCACGUACUGGAUACUUAGGAUUCCUACGCCGCACCGAAUGUUCUCAAUCAGCAUCCCUACUAGACGAGACCACACCAAGUGUGGCAAGUCGCGAUAGUGAUACGGAAUCUUUGAAUUCGAUAAGUCAAUUGCAAUUAAAUUUUUCAAAUGUCUCUCUGGGUGGAAAUUCCGAGCAUAGCCUAAUAGGCGGCGCAAGCAAUUCUAAUGAUCAAGAACUACACGACGCAGUGUAUGUCGUCGGAGCUGUUGAUGAAGUGAUCUCUUUACGUGGCAUGAACUAUCAUCCAAUUGAUAUCGAAAAUUCGGUAAUGCGCUGUCACAAAAAAAUUGCUGAGUGCGCCGUGUUCACCUGGACUAACUUAUUAGUCGUUGUGGUCGAGUUGGACGGCAAUGAAUCAGAAGCUUUGGAUUUGGUUCCCUUGGUCACAAACACAGUAUUAGAAGAUCAUCAGCUUAUAGUUGGCGUUGUAGUGGUCGUUGAUCCAGGUGUGGUGCCUAUCAAUAGUCGAGGCGAAAAGCAACGGAUGCAUUUACGGGAUGGUUUUCUAGCCGACCAACUGGAUCCCAUAUACGUAGCAUAUAACAUGUAAAUACACAAUUAUUCUUAUGAUGAAAUCGCCGUAUUAAGAAACGUUAAAAAGCGUUGUCUUCGUAUCUUAAUUCAAAACAAUCGCAAUCCACAAAAAAAAAAAAAGAAAUGGCUCAUUUUGGUAACGCACGCAUAAU